Elgaria multicarinata webbii is the source of this 2797-nucleotide messenger RNA. RefSeq names its product TBC1 domain family member 2B (gene TBC1D2B). The coding region runs from base 128 to 2614 and encodes 828 amino acids. The record is from RefSeq and is a predicted model, not a curated record. The transcript is spliced from 13 exons. Lineage: Eukaryota; Metazoa; Chordata; Lepidosauria; Squamata; Anguidae.
UCCCCUCGCCUCCACCGGCGUCACCUCGGCGGGCCACGGGGAACUCGAGGCCGCCCCCGGCACCGCCUUCGAGGUGCACAGUCCCGACGGCGCCGUCACCGUCCUCAAGGCAGCAACACACCAGGACAUGACAUACUGGCUGCAAGAGCUUCAGCAGAAGAGAUGGGAAUAUUGUAAUAGCUUUGAUGCAGCUAAAAGGGUCAGUCAAAUUUCACCUACGCAGAGGGAUUCCUCCAAAGGGCUUGUUGCCAAAGACAACACCGAUUUGAAUAUCCUGCCUCCAAAUUCCUCAGCAGAGAAAGCCAGGAACGUCCUAGCGGUGGAGACUGCUCCCACAGAACUGGUGGGGGAACAAGCCGCGUGCCAUCCAGCCCCAAGUGCCAUUAACUUCUCUUUGAAACAAUGGGGCAAUGAGAUCAAGAAUUCUGUGUCUUCAUUAAGAACUGGGAAAGGAAGCCAUGAAAACCGCAAGAGUGUUUUUUACACGGAGGAGUGGGAAAUGCUAGAUCCCACCCCGAAGGAUCUGGAGGAGUCAAUGGCUCAAGAAGAAAAGAGGAAGCUUUCAGCAGAACCGAGCAAAGGCGUGGUUGGUUCAGCCUUCCAGUUUGACUUUGGCCGCAUUCCACACAAAGCGAGGCGCCCUUUAAAGGAAAUGAUUCCAACCAGCAAAAACCGGAAUAGCAUGGAGUCUUCUCCUGAUGAGUGGAAUGGAAACAAGCUGGCUUCAGAGAUGCAGCUGAAGUUCCAGAGCCAGCAAGAAGAGUUGGAGAAGCUCAAGAAGGAGCUGUCUAGCCAAAAGGAACUUGUGAGGCUUCUUCAGCAAACCGUCAGGUCUUCUCAGUAUGACAAAUACUUUGCUGGGCACCUCUGUGACGGGGGCCCAAAGGACAAGUUGGAGCUGCUUCACCAGAAAGACCAUCAAAUCUUGGGUCUCAACAACCAGCUUGAGAAGCUCCAUCUGGAAAAAGACAACCUGCAGCAGGAGGUCAAGAACCUGAAGAGCAAGGUGGGCGAUCUGAACGAGCAGCUGGGCAUGCUCAUGGAGACCAUUCAAGCCAAAGAUGAAGUGAUCAUGAAGCUUUCCAGGGAGCUGAGCGAAUGCGAGGACCAGUCGUCUUCCCAGAGUGGGUCGGCCCAUUCUUCCAUGUCUUCCUCCCUGAACAAAGAUCAGCAGGAGCUGUACAGGUUGAAAGACAGUCUUCAAGGUUACAAAACCCAGAACAAAUUCUUAAAUAAGGAGAUCCUGGAACUUUCUGCAUUACGAAGAAAUGCCGAAAACAGAGAGAAAGACUUGAUGGCAAAGUAUACGAGCCUAGAAGCCAAACUUUGUCAAGUAGAAAGCAAGUACCUAAUUUUGCUUCAAGAAAUGAAGACCCCAGUUUGCUCGGAAGAACAGAGUGUCCGUCGUGACGUUGUGGCCCAGCUCCUAGAAGAUGCCUUAAAAGUGGACAGCAGUGAGCAGCCAGAGCAGACAUACUUCAAACCUCACAUGGUUAGUGAAUAUGAUAUUUAUGGGUUUCAAACCGUCCCAGAAGAUGAUGAGGAAGAGAAGCUGGUAGCAAAGGUCAGGGCCUUGGACCUGAAAUCUCUCUCCCUGACUGAACAUCAGGAGAUGUCCACAGGGGUGAAAUGGGAGAAUUAUCUGGCCAGCACCAUGAACAGGGAGAUGGUGCGCUCCGUGGAACUCAAGAACCUCAUUCGGAGUGGGAUUCCACAUGCCCAUCGCUCCCAGAUGUGGAAGUGGUGCAUCAGCCUCCAUGUGAAGAAGUUCAAGGAUGGUGCGGACCCAGGCUACUUCCAAGGCCUGCUUCAGAACGCCCUUAAAAAGCAGAACCCGGCCUCAAAGCAGAUUGAACUAGAUCUCCUGCGGACUUUGCCCAACAAUAAGCAUUACUCUUCACCCGCAUCCGAAGGGGUGCAGAAGCUGCGUAACGUCUUGCUUGCGUUUUCUUGGCGGAACCCAGACAUAGGAUAUUGCCAGGGUCUCAACAGGCUCGUUGCCAUCGCGCUACUCUACUUGGAGCAGGAGGACGCCUUUUGGUGCCUCGUUACAAUCGUGGAAGUCUUCAUGCCUCGGGACUAUUACACUAAAACCCUACUAGGGUCCCAGGUUGACCAGAGAGUCUUCAAAGAUCUGAUGAGUGAGAAACUCCCUCGGCUGCAUGCCCACUUUGAGCAGUACAGAGUGGACUAUUCGCUCAUCACCUUCAACUGGUUCCUUGUCUUGUUUGUAGACAGUGUAGUCAGUGACAUCCUCUUCAAGAUAUGGGAUGCCUUUCUGUACGAGGGGCCAAAGGUCAUUUUCCGGUUUGCUUUGGCACUCUUUAAAUACAAAGAGGAGGAGAUCUUAAAGCUACAAGACUCGAUGUCCAUAUUCAAGUACCUCAGAUACUUCACUCGCACAGUCCUUGAUGCUAGGAAACUUAACAGUAUUGCUUUUGGGGAUCUGAAUCCCUUCCCGCUGCGCCAGAUAAGGAACCGAAGGGCCUACCACCUGGAGAAAGUACGCCUUGAGCUCAUGGAACUUGAAGCCAUCCGGGAGGAUUUCUUGCGUGAACGGGAAACCAACCCAGAUAAACGGGACCUCAUUAGUGACGAUGAAGAGGAUGGUUGAGGAAGCCCCCGAAGGUUGAGACUCUCUUUGGGAUCAUAACCAAAGCUUUGUGGAGUGGCUUAACUUCCAAAAGGCUUCUUUCGUUACGAUCCAUCAAAACUGAAUGCUAAGCCACGGCAGCUGGAAAUUUGCAGGACAGAUUUCCAAAUUGAGCACUUCAUUGCAGAAAUCUUUUCCCGACCC